Messenger RNA from Oreochromis niloticus (Nile tilapia), 5877 nucleotides. RefSeq names its product phosphorylase kinase, alpha 1a (muscle) (gene phka1a). Gene Ontology annotation, biological process: glycogen metabolic process. The record is from RefSeq and is a predicted model, not a curated record. Gene Ontology annotation, cellular component: phosphorylase kinase complex. Gene Ontology annotation, molecular function: calmodulin binding. The transcript has 36 exons. NCBI's taxonomy places the organism in Eukaryota, Metazoa, Chordata, Actinopteri, Cichliformes, Cichlidae. Bases 235 to 4065 code for a protein of 1276 amino acids.
CUGGUACUUCCGGGAACCAGCUUAUCGCGGCCAGCUUUGGGUUCAAGUUACAGCUCCAGGCUGCCGCCGAGCUGUUUUUAUGACAGCCGGGCAGAAGCUCCUCCGGUCACCGUGAUAGCAGGCCUCUAUUCCGGCUUGUUGGACCCCAGAGAGGGGCAGAGGAAAUGACUUUUCUGCGGAGCUUUUAGAGAGUUUUCCUUCUGCCCUCCUGAAGUGAACCGUUGACUUGUCACCAUGAGAAGUCGGAGCAACUCGGGCGUUAAAUUGGACAACUAUGCCCGGAUAGUGCAGCAGACUAUCCUGCGGCACCAAGAUCCGGUCACAGGCCUUCUCCCGGGAAGCCCAGAUCAUCCUGACGCCUGGGUCCGUGACAAUGUUUACAGCAUCGUGUCCGUGUGGGCGCUCAGUCUGGCCUACAGGAAGAACGCCGACCGGGACGAAGACAAAGCGAAGGCCUACGAGCUGGAGCAGAGUGUGGUGAAGCUAAUGAGAGGCGUCCUGCAGUGCAUAAUGAGGCAGCUGGAUAAGGUGGAGAAGUUUAAAUACAGCCGGAGUACCUCAGACUCGCUCCACGCAAAGUACAACACCAAGACCUGCGCGACGGUGGUCGGGGACGAUCAGUGGGGUCACCUGCAGGUCGACGCCACCUCGCUCUUCCUGCUGUUCCUCGCUCAGAUGACUGCGUCCGGUCUUCAUAUCAUCUACACCCAGGACGAAGUGGACGUAGUUCAGAAUCUCAUGUUCUACAUUGAGGCGGCUUACAAAGUGGCCGAUUAUGGGAUGUGGGAAAGAGGAGACAAAACCAACCAGGGCAUCACCGAGCUGAACGCCAGCUCUAUCGGCAUGGCCAAGGCAGCUCUGGAGGCGCUGGAUGAACUCAACCUGUUUGGAGCAAAGGGAGGACCGGGCUCUUUGGUCCACGCUCUGGCUGAUGACAUACAGCACUGCCAGUCCAUCCUGACAUCCAUGUUACCCAGAGCGUCCAUCUCUAAAGAAGUGGAUGCCGGAGUGCUGGCCAUCAUCUCGUACCCCGCCUUUGCCGUUGAGGACAUAAGUAUAGUCAACGCGACCAAGGAGGAGAUCAUCUCCAAACUGCAGGGUCGAUACGGCUGCUGCAGGUUUCUCAGAGAUGGACACAGAACCCCCAAAGAGGAUCCAAACAGACUGUAUUACGAGUCCGCAGAGCUGAAGCUGUUUGAGAACAUCGAGUGCGAGUGGCCUCUGUUCUGGACCUACCUCAUACUGGAUGGCAUCUUUAUCAACAGCCCUGAACAGGUGCAGGAGUACCAGGAGGCUCUGGAGGGAAUCCUGAUCAAACAGAAGGACGGGAUACGACUGCUGCCGGAGCUCUACAGCGUCCCCGCAGACAAGGUGGAGGAGGAGUACAUGAACCCUCACACCGUGGAGAGGAUCCCGAUGGGAAAAUUACCCCUGAGGUGGGGACAGAGUCUGUACAUCCUGGGAAACCUGUUAGCUGAGGGUUUUCUGGCGCCUGGAGAAAUUGACCCUCUUAACCGGCGUUUCUCCACCAUCCCCAAGCCUGACGUGGUCGUACAGGUGUCGAUUCUGGCCGAGACGGAGGAGAUCAAAGAGCUGCUGUUUAAGCAAGGGAUAGAGGUGGAGACCGUGGCGGACAUCCACCCCAUCCAUGUGCAGCCCUCCAGAGUCCUCAGCCAUAUCUACGCCAGACUCGGUCGUAACCCGAGGCUGGGUCUGACAGGACGCCCCUACAGGAGGAUAGGAGUGCUGGGAACCUCCAAGUUCUACAUCAUCAGGAACACCAUGUUCACAUUCACACCUCAGUUCAUUGACCAUCAGCAGUUCUAUUUGGCUCUGGAUAAUAAAAUGAUCGUGGAGAUGCUGAGGACAGAAAUCGCCUACCUCUCAUGCAGAUGGAGGAUGACAGGAAGACCGACGGUCACUUUUCCCGUUUCACAGACGAUGCUGACUGAAGAUCAUUCAAACCUGGACCCUGCAGUUCUGGCAACACUCAAGAAAUUACAGGAUGGGUAUUACGGAGGAGCAAGGAUCCAGACGGGGAAGCUGUCGGAGUUCCUGACCACUUCUUGCUGUGCUCACCUCAGCUUCCUGGACGGUAAGGCUUCUGGCAGCAUGGGUCGCCACGACGAAGAGUAUGAUGGUGAUGAUGAUGAGCGUUACGGCGAUGGAUACGUGCAUGAGUUGCAUUAUGAUGCUGAGGAUGACGACCUCGCGCAGUACCUUGACCACCUGUUGGCCCACUCUGCCCCCAAGAAGCCCAAGCGUCCAAUGGGAGGUCUCAGCAGGUUCAAGGCUGCGGCCACCAAAACCAAAGAGAUGGUGACUCUGAUGAACAAAGCUCAGGACCUCAACAUACAAAAUGUCAACAUGUACCUGCCGAGCAAAUUGUUUCGUUCUCCUCAGCCAAUGCUCAACCUGAAUCUUCCAGACUCCCCUGCAUCACCAGACGCCCAGGGUCCUGAGGCGGGGGUCACAACGCAGAGCGGCAUUCCCAGAGACGCCAGCGGAGCCAUCGACUACAACGCUUUGGCCCAGCUGCUGAAAGACACGCAGUCUCUGCAGGACCAGGCCGAUAUACUUUACAUCCUCUACAAAGACAAGGGUAUGGACUGGGACACGGGCGUGCACGGUAAAGGCUCCACUGUGAGGUCUCUGCUGACCGAUCUUUAUGAGAAGGCAGGUGAACUGAAACACUGGGGUCUCAUCAGGAUGAUCUCCGGCAUGCUGAGGAAGAAGGUGGAGGAGCUCGACUCGGCCUGCUCUGAUUUGCUGGCCCACCAGAAGCACCUGACGAUCGGACUCCCUCCUGAGCCGAGAGAGAAAACCAUCACGGCUCCGAUACCGCCGGACCAGCUGGCGAAUCUCAUCGACGAGGCCAGCGAAAACAACAUCAGCGUUGCCAUUCUCACACAGGAAAUCGUGGUGUACCUGGCUAUGAGCAUCAGGACUCAGCCCAGUCUGUUCAGCGAGAUGUUCAGGCUGAGAAUCGGUCUCAUCAUCCAGGUGAUGGCCACCGAGCUGGCUCAGUCACUCGGCUGCUCAGGAGAGGAGGCCACAGAGACCCUGAUGAGUCUGAGUCCGUCUGAACUGAAGAACCUGCUCCAUCACAUACUCAGCGGGAAGGAGUUCGGAGUGGAGCGCAGUGUUCGGGAGAUGGAUGCUGGCAUCAGUCCUGCCAUCUCCAUCCAUCAUCUCGGGAAUGUGGGAGCCACUAAAAGCGAGAGAGCCGGCAUCAGCAAACUGAAGAGCGACAUGAAAAUGCUGGAGCAAAGGUUGUCUUUGACGGAUCCGAGCAAGGUGGAUCGCAGGUUAUCCAUGAUGGACACACUUAAGGAACCCGGGCUGUCUUUGACAGACCCAGUUGAGGAGACAGACCGCAGGGUGUCUUUGACCGACUCAGUUAAGCUCGACCACUCUGUGACGUCCACCCUGAAGGGCAUGCAGUCACCGGACGUAGAAAGCAUCGAGUCUGGGAGGUUCCGGCUGCCGUCCAUGGAAUCCUUCGACAUCCCGGACAAGAUUCCGGUUGUUAAGGAUACCAGACACGGUCAGUGGCUGCGUAGGAGGCGUCUGGACGGGGCGCUGAACCGAGUGCCCGUCGGCUUUUACCAGAAAGUCUGGAAGAUCCUGCAGAAGUGCCACGGUCUGUCCAUAGAGGGCUUUGUUCUUCCAUCUUCAACCACCAGAGAGAUGACCCCAGGGGAGAUAAAGUUCUCCGUCCAUGUGGAGACCGUUCUGAACAGAGUCCCUCAGCCUGAGUACCGACAGCUGCUGGUGGAGGCCAUCUUGGUCCUCACCAUGCUGGCCGACGUGGACAUCCAGAGCAUCGGCUCUAUAAUCCACGUGGAGAAGAUCGUCCACCUGGCCAACGACAUGUUCGACAAGGACCAGAGGGACCUUGGAGCAGAGGAGCACAUCCUGGAGAGGGAACCGUCCACAGGAAUAUGCAGGCUGCUGUAUGACAGCGCCCCCAGCGGCCGCUUCGGGAGCAUGACCUACCUCACAAAGGCUGUGGCGGUGUACGUGCAGGACUUCCUGCCCAGCGGCUCGUGUGCCGUACAGUGAGAAGACGAGAUGGUGCAACAGUUAGUUGGUUUUUUUUUUGUUGUUGUUGUUGUUUUUUUACUACAUAAACUAACAUAACAGCCUCGCUUCAUGUUGUCACCACGUCUGUGUUAAUGCAGAUGAUAGAUCAGCUGGUGCAUUUUUAAGUUUUACGUGAAGAGUCGUCCUCUUCAACCAUUGCUCGUACCGAAGCAACAGAAUGCCGCACAAACUGUAGCAGCCACAUUAGCUAGCCUCGUCUGCUUCUCUUUUCAGGGUGGUGACUUCCUGUGUUUCUUUUACUCUCAAUAAUCACCAGCAGUUUCCUACUUUCUGCCAGUCUGGCAGUGCGUUCAAAUGCCACGUGUUACUCACCUGAAAAAAGCUGUGAUGGAAAUCCACAGAUGUUCACUGCUAAUGGCAAACGUUAGGAGGAGGAAGAGUAAAAGUGAAAUUUGGAAUCAGCAAUUUUGAUUAACCCCUUGCCAGAGCUGAAGUAUUUUAACUAGUAUGAGUUCGCAUCAUCCACUGGUUCAAAAUUGGAUUGCUUUGUCUUGUUUCAUAAACCGUACUUAAACUUUCAGUGUUAAUGCAAAAUAAAAAUUGGUCAGAUAUUUAAAUAAAUUUCCUAAAACAUCAUAGGACAGUAGUUAUUUACAAAUGUUACUAAAACUGUGGUAAAUAAUGCAUCUUGUUGUUGGGAGCUAUUUUCAGCUGCGGAUUAAUGCACAUUUGGUUUUCCAGGGGUAGCCCUAGUAAGCUACCCACUGCCUUCUGAUGCACACCCAGUCAUUUUGUUCUGAAGACAGGCCUGAAAUAUGACAAACAGUUCAGACAAGAGAAACGAGGGUUAUCCAUAGUAGUUCUCAAAGGGGGAACGAGUUAAAGCAGUUAAUUUGCAGUUAUUUCCAUCCCCUGCUCAUUUUUUUUCAUGUAUUUAUGGGAAAAAUGAGCCAAAUAUGCUAAUUCACUCUGGGGAAAUGAAUGUAAAUGUAUCCCAGCUAUAAUCAACAUGGCCAGAAAAUACAGUUUUCCCUUUUUUUUUUUUCUUUUCUUUUCUUGCGCUCAUCACUACCUUAAACAUUUUCACCUCCAACCACUGUUACCUGUGUGACUUAAACAUGAAGUUCGUAAAAUUCAAAUUAAUCUUCUAACACUUCCUAAUUUAUUACCUCACCUGGUCGCUCAACCACUAAGACUCACCCGACUUCGUAUACCUCCAGUCCUGUGUGCUUGUACGGUGUAUUACAAAUGGAAAGCAAACAAAAAAACUAGUAUUUAUUUUUUUAGGUCUAAACUGUUAAUUAAAGUCAGCUCCUGUAGGCAGGUGUCUUAAACAGGCCAUGAUGCCUUAACAUGGUUGUACUUUGAGUCUAGAAGUUUGCGUAACUUAAACUUCAGGAGUGCUGUUUUAUUUAAAGCUAUAAAUGAAUUGAAUUAAUUUUUCAGAAUGUUUUCUUCAGCAUGUAGUGUAUUAAUGCUUUUCUUUACCUUAAUCUUCUCCUCUGAUUGCUGAAACUGUAAUUUUGUUUCUGUUUUUAGAUUAAUUGCAGAUAAACUUGAACACAUUUUGUCUGUUGGCUCUUCGAUAGUUCACUGUUUAUGAUAUUGAUGGCAAAUCUGGAAUAAAUUAUUAAGGUUAUUCAAGAACAUACCUGAUUGUGCCUCCUGUUUAAAUGUCCAGUAAUCAGCUGACGUCAGUUAUUUUGUGGCGUUCCAGCACACUCCACGUGAACUACAGCUGAUCGCAUCAGAACGAGUGUCGAUGAGCAAGCCAGUGGUUGACUGUUUUUAGUUUUUGAAACUAAUUCUGUAAUAAAAUAAUCAAAAUCA